UCGGAAAUCCAUCCCAUAUUAGAGGACAACUUUACCGAGUAUGCCCAGUAACACCUCAAGUGCUAGAACCCACAAGUCGUGCGAUGCAUGCACGUCGCGCAAAGUUCGAUGUCCCGGUCCGGGGCCAUCUGGAACUUGUAGCAACUGCACGAGAAGGAAGAGUGAGUGCGUUUUUGGCGUGAGAAAGCUAGCCCGCAGGCCAAACAUCCAAAGACAAUUUUUCCCUUCGAGCCGGUCUUCCGGCACGCCCAAUGACAUACAACAAGGGUGCACCGUAUCGGUUUUGGACUUCGCAACACUGCCAACACCGGCAUCCAAGUCACCGGACCCGACAAUCUCGGAGAAAUCAUCCACACCCGAUCCAAGUUCCCGACGGCCCGCUCCGCACCGGAUCCCGGAACUCUACGUUGAUCGAGUACUCGAUCGAGCGCGUAAAGCUCCGAGAUCAAUCAGACCCUCCGAAGCUUCCAAUUAUGUCAAAGGUUAUGGUAUUUUUGGCGGCACCAAGAACUUGACCUUCUUUUCUGAAGGCAGAUUAAAAUCGCUCGCACAAUGUCUUGGCCAUGAAAAGGUUCACGAUCUCGUUGGGCGGAUUGCAAGCGCCGUUGAAGAGCGCGGAAGAUUCGUCAAACUUCGUACUUGUAGUCUGAAUCGUCAACCUGAGCGCCCGGCCUGUCUUGACGACAAACCUCUUCUCGCGAAGUAUGUAAAGCUGUAUUUUGAGCGUGUACAUCCUCGAUUCCCGUUCCUCGAUCGCGAAGCAUUUGAGAGGACAGCUUUCAGCCAGGAUCAACCUCUCUCCGCACCCAAGAGCAAGUCAUGGAUAUGUCUUUAUCAUUCUGUCCUUGCUCUCGGUUGUCAAUACGAUGAUGGAGGGUCUUUUGAGCCCGGGAAAGGCGAUGCAUGGGCAUUUUUCUCCAUCGCUCUAGCCAACUUUACCGAUUUGAUUAUGCUACCAGACACACUUACAACUUUCCAAGCCGUAGUGGCAAUGGUGAUAUACUCACUCGGCAUCGCUGGGAUCGUACUCGAGCAUGUUCUCAUGUCAGAAGCUGCCCGGAGGGCACAGAAUCUUGCCGACGCCAAGUUUGUCGGAGCCGCAGCAGACGCAUUCCGGCGAACCUUUUGGGUGUUCUACUCUUUGGAGAAAAUCAAUAGCUUCCAUCAUGGCAGAUCAUCUGCCAUCAUGGACUGCGAUAUAUCCUGUUCAGUUCCAUCAACGCCUGAGUCCUUCUUCUCUGGCGGAUUCGAUUGGUUUCUGUGUUUCAUUAGCCAUGCGCGUCUGCUAUCACGAGCCAAUACAUCGCUGUUCUCGGUUGGCGUAUCAGAUAAUCCAGGGGAAUACCACCUAGACAUCAUCGACCAGCUUUUGGACGAGCUCGAAGAUUGGAGGAACUCACUGCCCGAUAACGGGUUCAGGCCCGGUGGUUGGGUCAAACCUCACUCGAUCGUUGAAGAACAAGAGCGAACAGUUGCUCUAGUCACUCACUUUCUCUACUACAGUUUUCUCCUAACGAUAUCGCGAAUGGCUUUGAAGUACUUGCCAGUGUCAGAUGACUCUGCAGGCUGUUCUCGUCGAGAUGAGACUCUCAACACUGUGGAGCAUAGUGCUCGUUCCUUGCUAGAAUUGAUCUCGAUAAUAGACAUGUCCCCCUACACCCCCAUGUGGAUGAUGGCAACAAUUCCCAUCAUGGCCUUUUUUGUCCUUUUCGACCUCGUAAUUCACAACCCUCGGCAAAUACAUACAGCAACCAAUUUGGCAUUGCUUGACGUUGUGAAAGGCCACUGCAGCCGAAUGGAAAUGAUCUCCAACGGGGCGAUACCGGGUUCGAUGGUUGGCGAGUUCUCACAGAUCGCUCGAAGUUACGUGAACGAGGUCAACGGUCGGAGUCCAACCGGCUUGACACCCCAUGCGACAUCUGAAGCGUUCCAGGCGCUCUCUACGCAGCCUCAAUGGUCGCUCCCACAGCAGCCCGAUUAUGACGUCGCGUCGACGGACAUUCACACCGACUUCUCGACUGUUGCCGAGGGCGAGCUGGACCUCGCAUGGGUAGCACUAACGGCAAUUUUACAGAUGAACUUGGCCCCGAGCUCGGCUAUGACUGGGCGUAUGGACAUUGAGGGGUCCGCGGUCGCCCCGAGUCCGCUCAUCGGAACUGACGUGAUGAAUCUCUUUGAAUGCUGGCUUCCCGACCUGGAUCCCGUGUUCUUCCAUGGUAUGAGCACGCAAAACAACAUGAACCAAUCGACUGGUCAGCAUGAGUUUACCAUUUCCCCAGAUCCGUUAUAUGGAAACAUCCCAUGA
Molecule: messenger RNA, 2305 nt
Organism: Colletotrichum godetiae
Lineage: Eukaryota; Fungi; Ascomycota; Sordariomycetes; Glomerellales; Glomerellaceae
Exons: 10
Coding region: 41-2305 (754 amino acids)
Biological process (GO): regulation of DNA-templated transcription; DNA-templated transcription
Molecular function (GO): DNA binding; zinc ion binding; DNA-binding transcription factor activity, RNA polymerase II-specific
Source: RefSeq, a predicted model, not a curated record